Messenger RNA from Diabrotica balteata, 1566 nucleotides. The record is from the annotation of a GenBank genome assembly. NCBI's taxonomy places the organism in Eukaryota, Metazoa, Arthropoda, Insecta, Coleoptera, Chrysomelidae.
AUGCAACGUUUUUUUACCGAAUUUUUUGCAAGUGACGAAGUUAUAAAUAGAAGUGCCAAUCAAAGGUCGCUUCAGUCACUGAUCAGCCAUUACCGGGAGAGAUCACGUUUGUUGAGACUUGUCGAUAAGGGUGAUAGUAGAACCGAUUACGUGAUGGACCGUAGAAAGUUUUAUAAAAAGGUAAUAUCUGAAUUCUCUCAGAUAUGUGGUAAACGUAAAUUAUCCUUCGAAGACGAAAUAGAAUCAAACCUUACACAGGAACAACAAUCUUCGGAAUUAACUUCAUUAUUGGAUAAUAAUCAACCCUUGAUAAGCAUUGAAAAUAUGGGUGAUCAUGUUUCAUCUAGAAUAUUUUAUAAAAAUCAUGAGUCAAUAAGUAAAUCAGUUGACACUGUUGCAGAGUUUCAGCGAACUAUUGAUAGCAAUCUAAUUGAUAGCAAUAUAAUAACAAACACAAUGGAAAAUUUAGUCGCCAAAGAUGCUGCUUCUGAUCCUAUUAAUAUUAAGCAAAAUACACAACGAUCCAAACGACCCAGACUUAACAAAAAGACAUAUUGUGAAUUUAUCUCCGAUAAUGAAGACCCGUUUUUUACUGAUGGUUCUAGUUCGUGGAGUGAUACAGGUAACACGUCUUCAGAUACAUCUACCCAUAAUAACAGGCCUAAGAAAAAGAUAGUCAAAAAAACACGGAAGGUAAGUAAGGAGUUAGCCAGUAAAACAGAUGAUAUUGACAUAGUUGGCGAAAAAGGUAAAAGAACAAAACGAAUAAAUUAUAGAAACAAUAGAAAGGAUCUUAAAAAUAGAGGUCAAGAGUAUACCCGAGCAGAUGGAACAAUACGUUCUAAAAGGGAAAUUAAACUUAAUCCUUGUAUCGGAAAAAAAUGCGGCAAUGGCUGCCAGAAUGUACCCGAAGAACGAAGAUUGUCAUUGUUUCAUCAUUUUUGGAGUUUGAGUAGUGCUAGACAACGCGAUUGGAUUGUAAAUAUGAGCCGACGAAAUUCUAUCAAGAGAAAACGUUCAAAAGAUAGUGGGAAACGUUCUUUUUCGUACGAAUAUUACAUUAAUGAUAGCGAAGAUAGACGAAGAGUCUGUCAGCAGUUUCUACUUAACACGCUAGAUAUUACACAAACUUAUGUGCAUUAUACACUAACAAAUUCCAUUGAGGGAUCUGCAAAAGACGAUCUAAGAGGUAAAAUCAUACCUGCUAAUAAAACUCAGGAAACUACACGGCAAAGCGUUAUAAACUUCAUCAAGAAGUUGCCAGCCCUGCCCUCACACUACUGUCGAAAAGAUAAUACUACUAAACUUUACUUACCAGUUGAAUUUAAGAACCAAAAAAAUUUGUACCGUAUUUACAAAGGCGAGAAAACAUACGAGGGAAUAGACUAUGUCAGUGAAAAAGUGUUUUUAAACAUAUUUAAUACUGAAUUUAAUAUAGGCUUUCAUAUUUCUAAGAAAGAUAAAUGUCUCAAAUGUAUUAAAUUUGAUGCAGCAAACACUGAAGAGAGCAAAUCAGAAAAGAAAGACCACCUUAUGGAAAAGAAAGCUAGCAAGGAAAGUACUUAA